Dibothriocephalus latus is the source of this 1638-nucleotide messenger RNA. The record is from the annotation of a GenBank genome assembly. Lineage: Eukaryota; Metazoa; Platyhelminthes; Cestoda; Diphyllobothriidea; Diphyllobothriidae.
AUGUCGGCGAAACAGUACUGCUUGAUAAAAAAACGUGGUCCGCAUUCAUUGCAAUGCAUCGCAUCAAUCAUCAAUCCUCCAAUACGAUGUCUUUUUGAUGACGCCGUGAUCAUCAUUUUCUCCGACCUACGUACUGCUGCCUUUGACUUUCAGGUUGUGAAGAAGCUGCUCGCGUCGCUGGACCUGAAGCCUUCGAAAGUUAAACUUAUUCACAAGGGACCGUGUUUUAUUAGUUUUCGAUCCUCGGAAGAUCGCGAUCAGGCUGUGGCAAAGCUGAAUGGCCAUGUCUUCAAGGGUUUGACCCUUAAAGUCCGCGUUGCUCGUCCAGCGGCCGACCCGGUGCUUCUGAAGCGAGCGCAAGAAGCUGAUGAGGCAUGCAAUACACCAGCAGAGAAGCGAGCCAAGAUAGAUGAGACACAACCCGAGUCUUCCCCAAUCCAAGUCAAUCAUCUAGAUUCAGUUGCACCGUUAUGGCGUCUAGCCUACGACCCAGAUCAAAUCCAGGCAAAGCAAAAAACUGCCCUUUCCCACCUGGCCAAAUUACGUUCGGCCGUCCGCAAGGUGAACACUUUCCGACACUGUGAUACUUGCCUGCGGUCAGGCUUGAUGUCUUCCAAGUCUGUACCGCUAACUGAAGCAUUUUGCCCUAUAAAUCGAUCGCCCGUCGAAACCGGUUAUCGCAACAAGGCCGAGUUCACCAUCGGACAGGACGGUCCAGUUGUCGGCUGUCGACUCGGGAAGUACUGCAAGGGUUCUACCAGGGUUGCCAGUCCCAGCGGUCUGCCCAUAUUUUCCGACUCAAUUCUGCGUGUGGUCUGUCACCUACAAGGGCUCCUUGACUUCAUCUCGAAUCCAGAGGCUUUUCCCGAUCACCCCUUUGUGGUUUCGCCUCCCGCUCGUGCUCUCAGCGAGACGUCUGAAGGAGAAGAAAAGCAGACUUCUCUGAAAGAUCGAGCCUUAGCACUAUCACGGAAACUGCGCACUUAUGACCUUGUAGCGAGAAGUGGACACUGGAGCUCGGCGAUGGUUCGAGAGACACGACUGAAUGACAGACUGCUACGGGUGGAAUUGCACCGUGAUAACCUGACUGAUACACUGACAGAACUAUGUUGCGGAUUGAAGUUUGCCAUCUCAAUGGACGCCUUCUUCCAGGUCACGGCUUCUACAAUUCCCCGGAUUUCAGAAGCGCUGGCCUCGAGGAGACUCUAUAAGCCCUGGUUUCUGAACACACCGGCUGCUGAAAUCCUAUACAAGGUUAUCAAGGAGCAGUGUCUCAGCCUCUUCGCUCCCCCGAAGGCCUCUGAGGCCCCUGCCACCAAGAUUCAGAAGAUUGAUGCUGUUCUGUUGGACAUUUGUUGUGGCACGGGCACGAUCGGUCUUUGUCUCACUGAGAGCUUCGAAAGUGUCGUCGGCAUAGAACUAGUGCCCGCAGCCGUCGAAAAUGCAAAGCACAACGCUGAACUUAAUGGCAUGACAAACGCCAAGUUCUUGGCUGGUCGGGCCGAACUUUUACUGAACGAUGCCAUCCGCGGUUUGGCGCCAGACAAAAAAAUUGUCGCCAUACUAGACCCACCUCGUGCCGGCGUCCGUGAGUUUGUUUUGUCCUAUAUUGCUUGUCUUGUGCGCCUUCUCUUCUGA